Molecule: messenger RNA, 742 nt
Organism: Theobroma cacao (cacao)
Lineage: Eukaryota; Viridiplantae; Streptophyta; Magnoliopsida; Malvales; Malvaceae
Gene: RPS17
Product: ribosomal protein S17
Biological process (GO): translation
Cellular component (GO): ribosome
Molecular function (GO): structural constituent of ribosome
Source: RefSeq, a predicted model, not a curated record
CACCAAACCCCCAAUGCCCAAUCCGUAACAGAUAAAAAGAAAGGAAGUUCCCAGUCCCCCUUAUCCCCUUCUUCUCCCAACUCCCAAACUCUAUCCCGAAAUGUCCAUAACUUCCUCUCUCCAAUCUCUCAAGCUUUCAUCGCCAUUUCUCCAUGGCUCAACAUCCCUUUCUCUUCUCUCAAAACCCAAUUCUUCUCUCUCUCACCCACCCCUCAAAACCCCAACUUUUCUCCCUCCAAUCAGGGCCCUGAAAUCACUGCAAGGCAAGGUCGUUUGUGCUACAAAUGACAAGACAGUGUCCGUGGAAGUGGUGCGUUUAGCUCCGCAUCCAAAGUACAAGAGGCGUGUCAGGAAGAAGAAGAAGUUCCAGGCUCAUGACCCAGAUAACCAAUUCAAAGUUGGUGACUUUGUGCAGCUUGAAAAGAGCAGGCCUAUUAGCAAGACCAAGACUUUCAUUGCUGUGCCUGUACCAAGUAAGAAUGGGAGGCACGAGAAGAAGGAGACAGGGGAGCUUGGGAUUCCAUUGGAGUCUCAACAGCCUCAAGAACAUCAGGCUUAGUGUUAAGCCCUUGGGUGGGGCCCUUUUAUUUUGGUAAAUUUGUAAUCUUUUGCAAGUAUUUUUAGUGUUCGAAAACUGUUUUUUUCUUGGUGUAAUAAUUGUUGUUUUCUUGAGUAUGGAUUGUUUAUCGGGUUGUCAAGAUCUUGGUGUUCUCUGCUCGAAUUUUAAUGGGUUUUUUGUUAA